This is a messenger RNA of Caenorhabditis bovis, 1221 nucleotides long. The record is from the annotation of a GenBank genome assembly. Lineage: Eukaryota; Metazoa; Nematoda; Chromadorea; Rhabditida; Rhabditidae.
AUGCGAAUUCUCAUCGCUCUCGGCUUGUGCGUUGCCGCCAACUAUGUGUCGGCUCACAGCGAUCCCGAAUUGCACAUGGAUACGCCUCAAAUCAUCACUCGUUGGGGAUAUCCAGCGUUGAUCUACACGGUGACCACCGAGGAUGGCUACAUUCUCGAGCUUCAUCGGAUCCCGGCGGGCAAAAGUCGGCAUCCAAAUGUGACGUGGCCGAAUGGCAAGAAGCCGGUGAUGUUCAUGCAGCACGGUCUGCUUUGCGCCAGCAGCGAUUGGGUCAGCAAUCUGCCCGACGAGAGCGCCGCGUUUCUAUUCGCCGACGCCGGAUUCGACGUGUGGCUUGGCAACAUGCGCGGCAACACCUAUUCGAAGAAGCACAAGAACCUGAAACCAUCGCACGAGUCGUUCUGGAAGUUCAGUUGGGAUGAGAUGGCGCAAUACGAUCUCGAAGCGAUGAUCGGCCACGUGCUGGAGGUCACCGGACAGGACAGCGUUUACUACAUGGGACACUCGCAAGGCACACUGACAAUGUUCUCGCAUCUGUCGAAGGACGAUGGAAGUUUCGCGAAGAAGAUCAAAAAGUUUUUCGCGUUGGCUCCGGUCGGAGCUGUCAAACAUAUCAAGGGCUUCUUGUCGUUCUUCGCGCACUAUUUCCGACCAGAAUUCGAUGGAUGGUUCGACAUUUUCGGUUCCGGCGAAUUUCUGCCCAACAACUGGGCGAUGAAGCUCGCCGCCAAAGACAUUUGCGGAGGCCUCAAAAUCGAGUCGGAGCUGUGCGACAACGUGCUCUUCCUCAUCGCCGGUCCCGAGAGCGAUCAAUGGAAUUCGACAAGAGUUCCCGUGUACGCGUCGCACGAUCCGGCGGGCACAUCGACACAAAACAUUGUGCAUUGGAUGCAAAUGGUUCGGCACGGAGCGGUGCCGGCGUACGAUUGGGGAAGCAAGGAGAACAAGAAGAAGUACGGACAGGCCAAUCCGCCGCUCUACGACUUCUCGGCGAUCAAAGGAACACAAAUCUAUCUAUACUGGAGCGAUGCCGAUUGGCUGGCUGAUACUGCCGACGUGACCGAAUUCCUUCUCACCCAUUUGAAUCCUGAUGUCAUUGUGCAAAACAAUCAUUUGCCCGACUUCAAUCAUCUCGAUUUCACGUGGGGUCUACGCGCUUCCGAUAUGAUCUACAAGCCGAUCAUCGAUAUUUGUACGAAGGAUUAUACUGGAAAUGUUUAG